AUUCACAGGGGUCCUGUAAUUGAUCAGUUUUUCAAGAGAUUUAGUGCAGCAUACCAUACAGCAUUCAGCAGUGUGCUCUGAUCUUUGUGCUGCCUUGCAAGUGACCCCCCCUACAGGAAGAUAACGGAUAAGCCAGGAGGGAGGAGCAGUUUAACUACACAUGUCUGGCUACUCUUAUCAACUUAUCAUAUAAGGAAAGGAAAGUGAUUGAUUCAGAUACCGAAGCUGUAAAACCUUGCCAAAAGACAAGCAGAAGAAAACAUUAAAGCUUAUUUUUAAAACGAACACAGAACUUGCAGCUGAGACAGGACUGUUUCUCUAUUGCAUCUGACAGUUUAGGGCACAGUCGGAGAGAAGACAGUACUUUUUUUUUUUUUUUCUUACCAAGUUUGCAACGGGAAAGUUAAAAAAAAAAAAGCCCUCAUUCAGAGUGCUUUACACAUGACAAAGCACUGAAUUUCAGGGCAGGUCAACUAGAUAAUCUGGACUCUUGUUAAGCAUACUGAAAAUAAAAUAGUUCAAUAUUUUAGAUUUGCUGGGUUAUCAUAGCAAUUAAAAUGUGGCUGGCUGUUUACUUUAUUUUGAGCUGUAAUCUUGUUUUAGCUUCAGGGUAUAGCUCCUUUCGUAAAAGCAUGGAGACUAUCGGCAAGAAACAGUAUCAGGUUCAGCAUGGGUCAUGCAGCUAUACCUUUCUAUUGCCUGAGAUGGACAACUGCCGCUCUUCUUCUAGCUCUUAUGUGUCUAAUGCAGUGCAGAGGGAUGCACCACUAGAUUAUGAUGAUUCAGUACAAAGACUGCAACUACUUGAAAACAUCAUGGAAAACAACACUCAGUGGCUAAUGAAGCUUGAGAAUUAUAUCCAAGACAAUAUGAAGAAAGAAAUGGUAGAGAUCCAGCAAAAUGCAGUGCAGAAUCAGACUGCAGUAAUGAUUGAAAUAGGCACAAACCUACUGAAUCAAACAGCUGAACAGACCCGCAAGUUGACAGAUGUUGAAGCUCAAGUAUUAAAUCAGACAACAAGACUUGAACUUCAGCUUCUGGAACAUUCUCUUUCAACCAACAAAUUAGAAAGGCAGAUUUCAGAUCAAACCAAUGAAAUAACUAAGUUGCAAGAAAAAAACAGCUUUCUAGAAAAAAAAGUCCUUGAUAUGGAAGACAAGCACACACUUCAGCUUCAGUCAAUCAAGGAUGAAAAAGAUCAACUUCAAGUACUAGUAUCCAGACAAAAUUCUAUAAUAGAAGAACUAGAGAAACAGUUAGUCACAGCUACGGUAAACAAUUCAGUUCUGCAAAAACAGCAACAUGAUCUGAUGGAGACUGUUCACAACUUGCUUACUAUGAUAGCUACACCAAACUCCAAGAACAACUUUGUGGCUAAAGAAGAACAAAUCCGUUUCAAAGACUGUGCUGAAGCUUUCAAAUCAGGACUUACAACCAGUGGAAUCUACACCUUAACAGUUCCUAAUAGUGCAGAAGAAAAAAAGACUUACUGUGAUAUGGAAAGCAGUGGAGGCGGAUGGACAAUUAUUCAGCAACGUAAAGAUGGCAGUGUGGACUUUCACCGGACAUGGAAAGAGUAUAAGAUGGGAUUUGGUGAUCCUGCUGGGGAGUACUGGCUGGGAAAUGAGUUAGUUUCUCAACUGACUAAUCAGAAACGCUAUGUUCUUAAAAUACACCUGAAAGACUGGGAAGGAAAUGAGGCAUAUUCAUUGUAUGAACAUUUCUAUCUAGCAAGUGAAGAACUAAAGUACAGGAUCCACCUUAAAGGACUUACUGGGACGGCAGGCAAAAUAAGUAGCAUCAGCCAACCAGGAAAUGAUUUUAGCACAAAGGAUGCAGACAAUGACAAAUGUAUUUGCAAAUGUUCACAAAUGCUAACAGGAGGCUGGUGGUUUGAUGCAUGUGGUCCCUCCAACUUGAAUGGAAUGUACUAUCCAUUGCGGCAGAACACCAACAAAUUUAAUGGUAUUAAGUGGUAUUACUGGAAAGGAUCAGGCUACUCUCUCAAAGCCACAACUAUGAUGAUCCGACCAGCAGAUUUCUAAAUGCCCUUUGCAUUGUAUAUGAAUUCUGUAUUGUAUAGUCUUCAAAGACUACAUUUGCCAAACAUUUAAACUCACAGCUGCAAUGUGUCAUUUUCCAGCCCAGAAAACAUGCACUAGUAUUCCGAAGGGAUCAAUUUGUUCCAAUUCUUGAAUUGUGAUAGUCUUCAUCAGUUCAAGCUCACAUUACUCAACUAGACACAGCAAAGUCUAAAACAUGAAAUAAUCUGUGUAACAAUGAUUUUGGCAGAAAGACUGAGUUAAAAGGCUGUCCAAGAAACUGUCAGACAAUUUAAGGACUUUGUUUUCUUGAUCGUUUAUGUUGUGUGUGUUAGUAAAUAACUGGAACUGUGAAAAAUAUCUAAAAACUUAGUUUUAGAAAUGUGCCUUUGUGCUCAUCACUGAACUUUAAUAAAACAUUACAUUAAUAUAAAACUCCUAACUUGCAAUCUAAAUCUAGAACUAUUUUUCUAUCCCAUACCUUGUUUGUAGUUUAUGUACAUAAAACUAUAUAGUGCCUUGUAAUUAGCUCAUUGUCAUAAUUAAAGGAUGCAUUCCUUUGCAAAGGUUUCUAAAUAAUGUUUAAACUUAUUUGGGGCUUUUCUUGCAAUCCACAUCAAUUUAUUUAACAAUCUUAGGAGAAAUAGCAUCUCCAUUUAAGUGCUUUGCAUUGAUUCUUGCAAAAUACUGUGUAUAAUUGAUCACUAUUUUAUGGUUUUUUUUAAACUAUCAGAUGUUGUACUUAUUGCCAUUGUUAUUUUAAAGUACAAAAAAUCCUGCCAAUUAUAGCAUGAUAUCGUGUGUUUUAUUACAUUUUCUAUGAAGAUUUGCACUUUUUCCCCUUUCUAGUUGUUUAAUAUAUAACAACUGAGAAUUAAGUAUUACAUAAUGCUGUUGCCUCACUUAAACGUCAGACAACUGCUGUUCUCCAUGCAAUUAAAUAUCACCUGGUGAUGUUUGUUUAGACCCUUUGUGAAAAAUAAGCUAACUUUAAUAACUUCUUUAAAACCAAUCUGCUCUUUUAUGGAAAAAAGGUCAUGUUAUUUCUUAAGAUAAAUGUUAUUACACUUUAGAAAGAGAAAGAAAAGAAACCUAAAAAUAUCCUAUGGUCAGACAGUUUUUCUGUGUGGGAAAUAGCUGCAUGACGCUCAGACAAUUCUGAGUGUGGUGAUAAUCUAGGCCUCUAUCUAGAUCUUUAAGUGAAUAAAUGGCUUUAUUGGGUGAUUUUUCCCUAUGUUUAUUGUAACAAUAUGCUUAAAAAGUAUGUAUUAUAGGGUAUUGAUAGAAAUACUAAAAUUAAGAUUCAGAAGACACUUCUCUUCUAAAUCCUUUCAAUGUUUUAUAGAAGUCACACCAAAAAAAUAACUUCUGGAUUGAAAUUUCUCAUGCUUGGUAUCAGCCCCAACACAACAAUUUUAGAAAUUUUUCAUUGACCGCUAUUGAACUGAGUUCCAAAAGUGAAACAAAAAAGUACGUUUCCAGUACAGAAAAUUUUUCUAGAUUUUUCUGAGGCUAAGAUAACAAAACGUGUUAAAGUAUUUUUAUUUUUUCUAUAUGCACAUUACAUCAGUAAUUGUGACUCAUGUUGGGAAAUGAGUUAAGAAGAACUAUAUUGUUGUAAAUCAACUGCUCUCAAAAAGUUACCCAGUUGCUUGCUUUCAGGGGCAAAAGCAGACUGCUGUACUGGUAGCAAGUAAUGUAUCAGAAUUAGUCAAGGAGAAUAGAAGCAAAAUAUACAUUAUGAGACUUAUAAAACACUAUGAAGUAUUAUUUUUAUAUGAACCCCAUGAAUGAAACGUUAAUUGAGUUGCCCUAACAAUUAUAUUUUGCCUAUUAUGUAAAAUACUAAGACCAUUAUUUAAAAAAUAUUACUUCUAUCAAGCUUAUAACAUUCUUCUUCAAACAUACUAAGUCAAAAGAUUACUUUGUAAAUCACUUCCAUAAAACAGCUGUCUUACAAUGGAAUGAUACUUUAUCCCCCAUUUUUAAUUCAAUAGAUCGCCAAAAUACUUUUAAUACUUUUAUUCAUAUGAAGAAAUACAAAAGAUAUCCUCAACUUCUGAAAGAUUUAGGUCAUUACCCAUAGUAACAAUCCAUUCUUUAAAAAUGCUCAUUAAGGAACAUCUUGGCAUCAGACAGCACAACAAUGGGCACAGUAUGAAUGACUGGUCAGUCAUUAAAUAAAAACCAUGCUUCCUUGUCCUCAACUAUAAUCUUCAGUUUGUCUAAGGAAAGUACAGGGACAAUAUCAGAUGAUAAAACUAAUGCUGAUAUAAGAUUUAAUUAUUUUUUCCUAUUAUGAAUUGAGUUGCUUGAGUCAGAUCUGUAAAAUAUGAAUUCUUGUUUCAUAAUAUUGUUAAAAAUUAUCUGAUGAGUUGUUCAAAAUUUUUGGCACAUCUAACAAGCAGACAUUGCUGGUCUAGUUUGAUUUUCCAAUACUUUCAAUCAUUACCAUGCUAUUAACCUUGAUCAUUACCCCAAUCAAAGUCUUAAAAUCAUCAUUCUGUAAUUACCAUCUCUAAUUUUAUUUGAAAACUCUGCAGUUUUUUAAAAUCAAACCUUAAUGUUUAGACAGGGCCAACCCACAACAUUUUGGCACCAGAGGCAGGGAGCUCAAAUGACACCUCCAUGCUCCCUCGCUUGGGAAAAAACUUUGAAAGUCUCAAUUCUGCCUU
Molecule: messenger RNA, 4717 nt
Organism: Dermochelys coriacea (leatherback sea turtle)
Lineage: Eukaryota; Metazoa; Chordata; Testudines; Dermochelyidae
Gene: ANGPT2
Product: angiopoietin 2
Exons: 9
Coding region: 558-2045 (495 amino acids)
Biological process (GO): Tie signaling pathway; angiogenesis
Molecular function (GO): receptor tyrosine kinase binding
Source: RefSeq, a predicted model, not a curated record